AUGGCGAAGAUGGCUGCGGGGCUGCUCAUCGCCUCCAUUCUCCUCUUCUUGGAACUUGCAGACGGUGUCAGGAGCGAAGAUCUCAUCCCCGCAGCGCCCACGCCGGACUCCGACGGUACGCUCCAGAGCUAUUCUCCUGCGCCAUUUUCUUCCGUCGAAACUACACCUCCGUGAGCCAGCGAACUUCGGUGCCUGCCAUAUCCAGAGAUGGCCAUGUUCCUCGAGGAUCUGAUCGGAAUCCUUCAGAACCGCCCUCCCUCACGGCGGGUGCCGCCGGACUUCUUCUGCCAUUCAUGCCGAGAGGUCUCCAGGAAGGCCGAGAGGUUCCUGAACGAUCCCAGCUUGUACAAGGAAGUCGAGAAGAUCUCCGGUGAAGUUUGCCACAUCAUACGCUCCGAUUUACAAGUUAAGGUGCCAUCUGAUCUCCUCCAAUUUUCUGGCUUAAAUAAAUUCUUCGUCUCCUCCGGCAAUCGGCUCCUAAAACAUCAUCUUCGAUUCUCGAUAGUGUAGGAAAUUGUUGGAGCUUUACUUGCGGGAGGGUAUCCUCUUCUUCCAGAUCGUCUUCCUCGAGAAGAAUCUCUGCAACUACACCGGAUUCUGCCCGGCUAGUAACCGCACCAACAGUUCAUCUUCCAUCUCUGCGGAGCAGUCGCCGAUCAGGCUUCCGUCCCUUGGCGAGAUAAAUCUGCCGUCAUUCAUGGUAAAAUCAUCACAUUAGUUAUUACUCAUGCUAAUAAUAUAUCGUAGACGUACCAUGAACACAUCUGGUUUUCUUCUGAGAGAAUCGAGUUUCGCAGAUGAAAGCCCGCGCGGGCUGCGACGCGUGCCACGUCGCCGCGGAGCAGAUCCGCCGGGGCCUCGACGAUCACGAACAGCAGGUAAUCACCUCCUCGCCAUCCAAGCACCCAAACUCUACGCAGAAAAAAAUCAAAAUCCUCACGAACUAGGUUUUCCGGUGCCGGCAGAUCAAGAUCAUCAAGGCCCUGCUCGAGGCCUGCGAGUCGCUCCCGAGUCACGCCAAUCAGGUAGAGCCACUCUCCUCCUGGAAAAAAUGGAAAACCGGCGAGAAACUUCAACUCAUUCGAUCAAUCUGCCAUUGCCGCCCCGCAGUGCAAGCGAUCGGUCUUCCAGUACGGCCCACUCGUCCUCGGCAAUCUCCAGAAGUUCCUGAUCGGCAACGAUCUGUGCAUCCUCCUCCGCAUGUGCGACAGCCCCGCGCCGCCGCCGGAGGCCGCCGGGCGGCUGGCGAUGCCGGACCUCCCGGCGACUCUCCGGCGCCUCCUCGCUAGCGGCCCUCCUGCUAAGGUGGCCGUUUUGUAA
Molecule: messenger RNA, 1320 nt
Organism: Spirodela intermedia
Lineage: Eukaryota; Viridiplantae; Streptophyta; Magnoliopsida; Alismatales; Araceae
Source: the annotation of a GenBank genome assembly